UGCGCCUGCGCGGGUGGCGCGCCGGGCGGUGCGGGCACUCGGCGCUCGGCUGAUCGCGCCUGCCGCACAAUGAAUGGCCGCUGAGCGCGGCGGGGACGGGGACGGCACCGGCGGCGGCACCGGGAGCGGCCGGAGCCGCAGCGCAGCCCCCCCCCGGCCUCCGGCCCCCGUCGGCUCCCGCCAUGGCUCAGACGCUGCAGAUGGAGAUCCCCAACUUCGGGAACAGCAUCCUGGAGUGCCUGAACGAGCAGCGGCUGCAGGGGCUGUACUGCGACGUCUCGGUGGUGGUGAAGGGCCACGCGUUCAAGGCGCACCGGGCCGUGCUGGCCGCCAGCAGCUCCUACUUCCGAGACCUUUUCAACAGCAGCAAGAGCGCGGUGGUGGAGCUGCCGGCCGCCGUGCAGCCCCAGUCCUUCCAGCAGAUCCUCAGCUUCUGCUACACGGGGCGGCUGAGCAUGAACAUGGGCGACCAGUUCCUGCUGAUGUACACGGCCGGCUUCCUGCAGAUCCAGGAGAUCAUGGAGAAGGGGACUGAGUUCUUCCUCAAGGUCAGCUCGCCCAGCUGCGACUCGCAGGGGCUGCACGGCGAGGAGGCGCCUUCCUCCGAGCCCCAGAGCCCCGUGGCCCAGACCUCGGGGUGGCCCUCGGGCGCCGCCGCCUUGCCCCUGGUCUCGCGGGUGAAGACGGAGCAGGGCGAGCCCGACGGGGUGCAGUGCACCUUCGUGGUCAAGCGCCUCUGGGACGGCGGCCCAAGGACGGCGGCCGGCGGCAACGGCAGCCGCAAGAUGGCCAAAUUCUCCGCCCCCGAGCCGGGCCGCCAGCCGCAGCCCCCCGCCGCGGCGGCCACGGCGGCGGCCCCCGGCCCCAGCUCGGCCGACCAGACCAGCCCGGGCGGCACCUCCAGCGCCUACACGAGCGACAGCCCCGGCUCCUUCCACAACGAGGAGGACGAGGAGGAGGACGGGGGCGAGGAAGGCUCGGACGAGCAGUACCGCCAGAUCUGCAACAUGUACACCAUGUACAGCAUGAUGAACGUGGGGCAGGCAGCCGCGGAGAAGGUGGAGGCGCUGCCGGACCAGCCACCUCGGAGUCGCGCAACCGGGGUGCGUGUGCGGCAGGACCUGGCCUCGCUGCCGGCCGAGCUCAUCAACCAGAUCGGGAACCGCUGCCACCCCAAGCUCUACGACGAGGGGGACCCCGCCGAGAAGCUGGAGCUCGUCACGGGCACCAACGUCUACAUCACGCGGGCGCAGCUGAUGAACUGCCACGUCAGCGCGGGGACGCGGCACAAAGUCCUGCUGCGGCGGCUCCUGGCGUCCUUCUUCGACCGUAACACCCUGGCCAACAGCUGCGGCACCGGCAUCCGCUCCUCCACCAAUGACCCCAGUCGGAAGCCGCUGGACAGCCGGGUCCUGCACGCCGUCAAGUUUUACUGCCAGAACUUCGCCCCCAACUUCAAGGAGAGCGAGAUGAACGCCAUCGCCGCCGACAUGUGCACCAACGCCCGGCGCGUGGUGCGCAAGAGCUGGAUGCCGAAGCUGAAGCUGAAGCUGCUGAUGGCCGAGGGCGACUCCUACACCUCCUUCAUCAACGACGCCGGCAAGCUGGAGCCCGACAUCAUGGGCCCCGAGCCCCCCUUCGAGCCCGGCGGCCACGAGGGCGAGGCGGGCGCCCCCCGGGGAGGGCCUGCAGUGACCCCCCCCGCCCCCCUCCUGGGACCCCCAUCCCGGGUAGGGACGCCCUGCGGCCGGGUCGGGACCCCCCGCCGGUGGAGGGACCCCCGCGGGGCGGGCACCCCGCCCUGGGUAGAGCCCUGUGACGGUGUAGGGACCCCUGUGGGUGUAGAGACCCCCCCCCAGGCGGGCACCCCCUCGGGGCAGGGCUCCCCUGGGGGUUAGUCGUCCCCCCCCAAGGGGCAGGGACCCACCCGGGGAGGGCCCCCGUGCCGCUAUGGGACCCCCGGGCGUGGGGUCCGGUCCCCUCCCCGUGGGAUUUGGGGCUUGGGGGGGGCGGCAACGGCUCGGUUCGGCCCGGCCGCCCCCCCCUCAGCAGUUUUGGGGGUCCCGGGGUGCUGCUCGGGCACGAGUUGACGAGGUCCCGUGUCCCCUCCCCGGGGCCCAGCGUCUCUCCUGGCCCCCCCCCGGGUGCCCCGUGUCGCCUCUGGGGGCCCCCACGUCCUCCCCCAGGUCCCCUCCCCAGGGACGACGUUUCUCCAGGCACCCGCGUGGGUCCCCCGUGUCCCCCCCGCCGGGGUCACUGUCUCUGCAGGCAACCGCAUGUGUCCCCCCCGUGUCCCAUGUCCCCCCCCACGGGGGACCGGCAUCUCUCUGGGCAACCCCAUGCGUUCGCCUCGGUCCCCCCUGUCCCGGCGUCCCCCCCCAGGCGCCUGCAUGUGUCCCCCAGGUCCCCCGUGUUCCCCCCCCCCCCCCCCGGGGCCAGAGUCUCUCCAGGUGAUCACGUGUGUGUCCCGUCCCCCCCCCCAGGUCCCCACGUCUCUCCGGGUCCCCCCUGUCCCCUCCCCGGGGGUGGCAUCUCUCCAGGUGUCUGCGUUUGUCCCCAGGCGAUGGCACGUGUGUGUCCCCCCCCCAACCCUGCGUUGCCCGGGUGCCCCCCUUGUCCCCAGCUCCUCCCACCCCGGCAGAAAGGGGGGUGUCACCAGUCUGUGCCCCCCCUCGGCUGGAGGGGGACGUGUGUGUGGCCCCCCCAUGGGGAUGGGACCCCCCUGAUGGGGACGAGACCCCCUUGCGGGGUUAAAGGCUGCUGCUCCUCGUUAGCCCCCUCCUUCGUUAGCCCCCCCCGGGGGGUCUGUCAGCGCGGGGGUGGGGGGACACGGGGACACCCUGGGAGUGGCCGGGCAGGGGUGAUCUGGGGAGGGGGGGCGCAGGUGGGAGUCCCCACCUCUGCAGGGGGGGUCCGGGAUGGGGUGGGGGGGACAGGGGGCCCCCCCCAG
Molecule: messenger RNA, 2950 nt
Organism: Chroicocephalus ridibundus (black-headed gull)
Lineage: Eukaryota; Metazoa; Chordata; Aves; Charadriiformes; Laridae
Gene: NACC1
Product: nucleus accumbens associated 1
Biological process (GO): regulation of transcription by RNA polymerase II
Molecular function (GO): RNA polymerase II cis-regulatory region sequence-specific DNA binding; DNA-binding transcription factor activity, RNA polymerase II-specific; protein binding
Source: RefSeq, a predicted model, not a curated record